Messenger RNA from Mycosarcoma maydis (corn smut), 1677 nucleotides. RefSeq lists its product as uncharacterized. Bases 1 to 1677 code for a protein of 558 amino acids. Gene Ontology annotation, molecular function: transmembrane transporter activity. Gene Ontology annotation, biological process: transmembrane transport. Gene Ontology annotation, cellular component: membrane. The transcript is spliced from 2 exons. NCBI's taxonomy places the organism in Eukaryota, Fungi, Basidiomycota, Ustilaginomycetes, Ustilaginales. The record is from RefSeq and is a predicted model, not a curated record.
AUGUCUUCCGCCAACAGAGACACUCACAACUCCUCGCCGUAUGAUGAGAAGACGCGCGUCAAGGGUGCCGACGACACCAUUUUCUCGACCGUGUCUCACGGCGAAGUAUAUGAUUCGAUCGACGGCGAGGGCUUUCCAGCCGAUGUCGAUGAGAAGAAACUCAUGAGGAAGAUCGACUUCAAGCUCAUUCCGUGGCUCUGUGUGCUCUAUCUCAUGAGUUUUCUUGACAGAUCAGCGAUCGGCAAUGCUCGUCUCUAUGGACUCGAGAAGGAGCUCAACCUCACCAGCCAGCAAUACAAUCUCGCUCUAACUAUCUUCUUCUUCCCGUACGCCCUUUUUGAGGUGCCCUCCAACAUCUUGCUCAAGCGUCUUCGCCCUUCGAUCUGGUUCCCUGUCAUCACCAUGCUCGUUGGCGUAUGCAUGGUUUCUCAAGGACUCGUUCGCAAUUUCAAAGGCCUCCUCAUCGCCCGAUUCUUCCUUGGCCUCACGGAAGCUGGACUUUUCCCUGGCUGUAACUUCCUGCUGUCCGGAUGGUACAAGCGUUCCGAAUUCGGUCUCCGUGCCUCGGUGUUCUUCUCCGCCGCAACUGUUUCUGGAGCCUUCGGAGGUCUCCUCUCCUUUGCGAUCAACAAGAUGGACGGCGUUGGUGGAUACAGUGGGUGGCGUUGGAUUUUUAUUUUGAUCGGCCUAGUGACGUGUCUGGCUGGUGUUCUAAGCUUCUGGCUUUGCGCUGACUUUCCUGACACGAGCAAGUUCCUCAGCGAAAGCGAACGAAGGGCCGUGAUUUAUCGACUGCAGCAAGAUCAACAGUUUUCAGCUGCAGGCGAGACGUUCAGGUGGAACAAUGUCUUCAAGGCUUUCGUGGAUUGGAAGUUGUGGGCCGGAAUGGGCGCCUAUAUCGGUUGUGUUGGCCCGCUCUAUGCGUUCAGUCUAUUCACCCCUACCGUGGUCAAGUCGAUCAAUCCUAGGUGGUCUUCCAAUGUCGCCAACCUCAUUUCGAUCCCUAUCUACAUUGUUGCAUGUCUCGUAACGGUCAUCGUCGGCUUCAUGGCCGAUCGAACGUCACGAAGGACGCUCUACUCGAUUGUCCUCUCAGUGAUUGGCGUAAUCGGUUACGUGAUUCUGAUUUCCAACGACGCAAAACGCAACCCUUCGUUGUCCUAUGCCGCCGUCUAUCUCGCUUCAAUUGGAAUCUACCCGAUGAUCCCCAACAACAUCGCGAUCGUCGCUAACAACAGCGAAGGCGCAUACGUGCGAUCCGUCAUCACCGGCGUCGUCAUCUCAUUCGGUAACAUCAAUGGCGCCGUCAGCUCCAACAUUUAUCCCAAAAGCUCCGCUCCUCGGUUCAUCAUGGGUCACGCCAUCGUGCUCGCCUACAUUGUCAUUGGCAUCCUUAGUAACGUCGCCUUCUACUUUGGUCUUCAGUACGAGAACCGACAGCGCGAAGCUGGUAAGCGCUCCGAGACCAUCCUUGCCGACGAUCCCGCCAUGCUUGCCUCAGGCAAGGAUCUUCAGACUGAAGCUGCUCGAAUCAGAGCCCAGGAGAUCCAGCAGGCCAGUGCGUUCCGCGGACUUAUGCGCAGACUGCAUAUGGGAGGCGGAGGAACUUACGCAACCCGCGAGGAAGCUCAAAUGCUCAAGGGUGACCAGAUCAGUUCGUUCAAGUAUCGCUGGUGA